This is a messenger RNA of Etheostoma cragini (Arkansas darter), 2401 nucleotides long. RefSeq names its product C-C chemokine receptor type 1-like. The record is from RefSeq and is a predicted model, not a curated record. NCBI's taxonomy places the organism in Eukaryota, Metazoa, Chordata, Actinopteri, Perciformes, Percidae. Gene Ontology annotation, molecular function: chemokine receptor activity. The transcript has 4 exons. The coding region runs from base 253 to 1317 and encodes 354 amino acids. Gene Ontology annotation, biological process: G protein-coupled receptor signaling pathway; immune response; chemotaxis. Gene Ontology annotation, cellular component: membrane.
UGUCUGAAGAUACUGUGAACUGUGGGCCGCUGAUAAGGAUCUUUUCACACUUAGGGACUUACAGGAAACAACAGCUGCACUUCUGUUUCUGUGCUGUUAUUAAUAAGAGACCUUUGGCUUUAAGACAGUUAGUUCAUCACUGUUCAUUUGAGUACACUGUAUCCAUUAAGAUCCAGAGAGAGAAUUAAAGAGCCUUGAAGGGCAGCCAAAGACUACCUGUUGGGAAAAGGCAUCUCUAAGAUUCAUCUCACCAUGACAGAUAAAGGAGAAAUUGGAAGCACAACUGUAGAUUAUGCAUAUUAUUAUGACAACUCUACAGAAAACUUUGGUCCUUGCAGUAACGCCGAUUUGAAGGAUUUUGUCAAGGUGUUUCUGCCAACUCUCUAUAGCUUGGUUUUCAUCCACGGCUUCCUAGGCAAUGGCCUAGUGGUGUGUGUCCUGGUGAAGCAUCGCAACCAGACCAACUUGACAGACAUCUGCCUCUUCAACCUGGCUCUCUCCGACCUCCUCUUUGUCUUCACGCUGCCUUUCUACUCCCACUACUCUGUGGUCGGACAAUGGACUUUUGGAGACUUUAUGUGCCGUUUCACUUCUGGCUCCCAUAACACUGGGUUCUUCAGCAGCAUCUUCUUCAUGGUUGUCAUGACGCUGGACCGCUACGUGGUCAUCAUGCACACUAAUAAGGUGGUCCGCUAUCGCACUGUGAGUUUAGGCAUCGCUAUGACGGUGUCCGUCUGGGUGCUGAGCUUGUGUGUCUCUCUACCGGUUAUUAUCUUCACAAAAGUGACGAAUGAUUCUCAAGAGCAGGCUUGUAGAUAUACCCCAAACGAAGCCUGGAGCAGUUAUCACACCUUGACGAUUAAUAUAUUGGGUCUUGUGAUUCCCUUGCUGGUGAUGAUAGUUUGCUACUCCAGGAUCAUCCCCAUACUGGUGAACAUGAGGAGUGCAAAGAAGCACCGCGUCAUCAAGCUGAUUGUCUCUAUAGUGAUUGUCUUUUUCAUGUUCUGGGCCCCUUAUAACAUUUCCAUUUUCUUGGAGUUUCUGAAAUCUAAAGAUGUAUUGCCGAUCAGUUGUGAGAUGGAAUCAAAUUUAAGGCUGUCACUAACAGUGACUGAGACCUUUGCUUACACUCACUGCUGCCUGAACCCCAUCAUAUACGCCUUUGUGGGACAAAAGUUCAUGAAACGAGCCUUGCAGCUGUUGAGGAAAUGGGUGCCUGGGAUUCUCCUUCCCUCCACCAGAGAUCUGUCUGAUAGCUCAUACAGGAAAAGCUCAAACAUGUCCAGGUCCUCUGUCACCUCUAAUCUCAUCAUGUAGGACGUGGAGGGCAGAUUAUGUUGUACAUAUCAUGCUUUAUGGACAUCACCUGCAGAGUUGACCUGUUUGAUCUGGGAAGUCUUGUUAUUACUGCUACCAUUGCCGUGCAUGUUAUCCUUGUACAUGUUGAGUGAUUUGUUUGGCCACUUCCAGUUUAUACAUAUGACAGUGUUUUUCAUCAGCAUUGUCUCAAAGUGCUUGUCCCUGUACAUAUUAUCUUUAGUCCUUUUUGAUUUGACCUGCUAUUUGAAACUGCACUGGAGUAUUUGGUUUGGAACAUAAGAUGUCAGAUGUAAUUAGGUGUGGUCGGAGGAGCCUCGUUAUCUUCUAUAUGAUCUCAGGUAUUUUACAAAUGCUAUGCAGUGUCACUGCUGUUCCUGCUGAAUGUUGACGGAAAUCACAAGUCUCUUGUUUGUAACAGCCUGUAACCACAACGUUUGUGUAUCUAUGCCAGAUGUGUUUAAAACGUUCUCACAUUAGUUGAUGAGCCUGCAAGAUAAAGAAAAAUAUUUAUACGGUAUGGGAAAGCUAUAGCUUUUGAUAUGAUAUAGGGUAUACUAACUAAGAGAAACAAAGUAUUAUUUUACAACAUGGAAUUUAUUCUGUUUUCACAUUCCAUUUGGAAAAAGUUUUUCAUUCAAAUGUUCGAUGAUGAAUCAAAACCACAAAGUGAAACUAACAUAGAUAUGUAGGGUUAGGGCUAGGUAGCACCUUUUUGCACAUUCAAACGUCAUCAUCUAUCAUGGAUUGAAAUCUGUUGAUGUGGAACAAAGUUUGGCUCAUCAUACACAACUAGAAUUAUUUUUAGAUUUUCUUGAUACAAUAUUAAGCUGGCAUUUAGUGUUAAUGGUUACAAUAAUACGUUCUGAUACGUACUUAUGUUCUUUUGUCUUGGUUAUUUUACUGCCAUUUAAGAUGUUAUUUGCACAAAAUACAGUACAUAUAUUCACAUGUCAGCUUUACAGUUAAUGCCCUUUAAGCUUUUAUGUUCAUGUUGUGAUUGGUUGCUGUUGUGAUUUAGUUUGCCAGUGAAGUUUAUUAAAGUUUUAAAUCUCUUCUCAUAUCCAAGAGUACCAAACAAUGA